AUGACCUUGUUGGCAGAUUGGUAUAAUCUGCUACGUCAACACUGGCUAAUCGUCCGAGAUGACUCGAGCGUCCAGACAUUGAAAACGAUCGUGGCGGGAGUUGCUGGUGCACUUUAUGCGUCCUUGUUGGUGGCAAAUGGUUAUUACUUUCCUCUCUUUAUCGUCCUCGGCUUUGCAUUAGGUGCCGUCUUCUUCUCCAAUCAACAACAAGAACGCUUCAACAACUUGACUUUUGAAACACGUCCCCUCAUAGGCAAGGAUGGGGAACAAGCUAUAACAACAACAACAAACGACAACGACACGUUACGAUUGUUUUAUCCACCCUUGACAACUGCCGUGGACAAGUUGAUCACGUACUUUUGCCGCGACUUUGUAUUAACGUGGUGGACACCAUUGAAUCCACAGCAUGAUCCAGAGUUUGAGCGAUCCGUCAAAUCAACAUUGAAUGGUGCUGUGCAAAGGGUUGAAAAGCUACUUCUCAAGCAAGAAAGGAAUGACAUUGUCAUGGCAACGCUCUAUGGAAUAGCCAAUGUUCUCAUUAUUCAUAUGCGUGAAUGCAGGAACCUUGAAAGCUCGGGCAUGUCGCUUGAAGGAUAUACGGCGUUGAAUUCGCAAUCACCUUUUGCACAAUUACUCUCUCAUCAUGAACAACAUCAACAAAUGCGUGGAUUGAGUACGACCAUGUUGAAACGCAUGCUGCCGACCAACGACACUGAUUCGGUUGUACUCAUGAGUCUAUUUCGUGAACUACUGGCCAGCCACUUAUUCGACAAUAUCCUCGACACCUUGAGCGAUCCAGAUUUCAUCAAUUAUUACAUUGUCGAUUAUCUUUCUGGUGAUCGUGGUAAUGAUGCAGCAGGUCAAUCUGAAGCGGAUGAGAAUGGAGAAGGUAUUCGUAGUGUGGUGGAACGUGCUGCUGAAAGCUUGAUGGCUGCUGGAUUGGAUCAUGAAGAAGGAUCUCGAGAACAACCUACCACCACCAAUAAUGGUACCAUUCAUCAAGAAGAGUCACCCAUGGUCGAUAGCCCAAGGACCUCCAUGACAUUAUCACAACCUCGCUCAUCAUCCGAGAUUCAUCCAUCUGCAUCCGCUCCCGAUUUGUCUGUGCCACCACCACAAUCUCAAACAACCAAUGACACUUUGCCAUCCAUUCCAGAAGAUUCUUCUCGUAAUCAUCAUCCUACUGCAAUCAACAACAACAACGCGUCGAAAAAGAAGACAUCAUCUCCACGACCUUCUUAUGAUGCUGCACCCAUGAUUUAUGAACCAGGCACAGUCCAUUUCAGCGUCAUGGAUAUUUCAACACCUAGUGGAAAUGAGCCAACACCUGAUAAGAACAAGCUCAUGUUUAUUGUACAAAUUGAACGACCUGCCACAGCAGAAGAUCAUCAAGCUGGAUCAGAAGGAGGUGGCUAUGUGAUUACUCGUACCUAUGCCGACUUUGAAGUAUUCCAUGCAAUCAUCAGUGCUCGACAUACCAAACGUGUGGCACGGGCCAAUUUACGUCUUCCGUUGGAUCCCAUUUAUCGAUCAUGGCUCAAGUUGGGUGCAAAUGGCAAUGGUGGAGGAAACAAUGGAGGCCCCACAAUGCAUGAUCCUGAUAGUAUAAGCCGAGCCUUGGAAGCUUAUUUGCACACGGUGGUACAAGACAAUGAAAUGGGACGUGACAAUAUCAUCCUCGCCUUUUUGAGAAAAGAACGUAGACAAGGUCCUGAUGGUGGUGAUCCUGCAGUCGACAUUUCUUUUGCGGAUGAAUAUAUGGACGAGAUUGGAUCGUAUGCAGCGUUAUCAGCAGCAGCUGGACAACCACCAGGUGCAACAACAACAACCAAUACCCUGAAUGGCGCUCAAAGCAGUGUAGGCAAGGCCUUUUCAAUGUUGGCACGUGCACCAUCCUUGGCUGUGAAAAGUGUUAGCCGUACCAUGAGUGAGACAUGGGACGAAACUGGAAUGACAACAGCAUCCUCUUCACCAGGACCAGAGCCAUCAAGACGUUGGUUUGGAAGAAAAACAGCACGUGAAGGAUCCAUUUGCAGUACUGUAAGCUCCAUUGAGGAUGAAUCUCUUACAUCACCACGUCAACAACAACAACAACAUACCAGCAUUACACCACCAUCAAGUUUUUCUGAAAAGGAAGAGGAUGAGUACAUUAUUGAAGAAGGAGAAGAAGAAUUGGAUGAGGAUGAACAAAGACGAAGGCGGAGGCUACAGGUUGUGGAUGAACAAGAGAAUCCUCCACCUCCACCCAAGGAUGAGCCGCAUCAAAUCAAGAGCAAGCCGUUAUCACCUAUGGAGAUUGAGCUAUUGAUUGAGACGACGUUUGCAUUGGUGGUUGAAAUCUUUGACUUGACUACGGCCAACAAUCGAGCUUGGAUGCGAAGGACGCUAUUGAAUGUCUUGCGAGAAAUUGUACGACGAUCUUAUACGGAGAUCAUUGCUCAACAUUAUACCACGUAUAUGCAAGAUUACAUGUCGCCUGAAGCACUGGUUCAUCUAUGUGAGAAGGUGAUGGAAAAGUUUUGGCCUAAUGGACGUUAUGGAGAUCCUAGUCCACCACGUACGGAGGAGCAAAAGGAAGCAAGCCGUCAAGAAGCACGUACCUUGCUGAUGACAGCGGCUGUCCCUUCAGGUGUGCGUCAGCUCAUUGGUGAUCAAAACUGCAGCGCAGCCAUGGAUCGGUUAUGGAAACGAUGCCAAAAUCAGGAACUCAAUCGUGUACUCAUGCUUCAGUUAUUGGAGCGUUUGAUGCGUCCCAUUUUCGGUUGA
Lichtheimia ornata is the source of this 2766-nucleotide messenger RNA. RefSeq lists its product as uncharacterized. Lineage: Eukaryota; Fungi; Mucoromycota; Mucoromycetes; Mucorales; Lichtheimiaceae. Bases 1 to 2766 code for a protein of 921 amino acids. The transcript has 3 exons. The record is from RefSeq and is a predicted model, not a curated record. Gene Ontology annotation, cellular component: intracellular membrane-bounded organelle. Gene Ontology annotation, molecular function: phosphatidylinositol binding.